AUGGCGCCUGCAUCUUUUGCUCUUCCAAAACUGCGAAAGGUUUCCCACUGCUUGUGUUUUGCCUCAUCUCACACGUUAGGUGUUCCUUCAAGCUUCGUCGCUAUGUUAAGCAAGAGAAAAAAUGCGUCAAAUGGUGAAGAUACACAGAGUGCUCCUGAAAGAGCAGAAAAAUUGGAGGCUCUUUAUCAUCAUCUGGAAAAUCUGAAUUCACGUCUCGAUAAACAGGCAGAGGAUUUCGAAAAGCGUUUAAAGGAGGAAAGAAGGAACAUCGACUAUCAGAUGCGUCAGCUACGCGAAGAUGUAGCGUCAUGCGAUGAGAGGCUGCUUCUCAAACUGGAAUCAUUAAUUACGGAGAGCAAAGCAACAACAAUCGAAGCAAUGCAAAACUCGCUCGAUCUGAAAAUGGAUAGCGUUGUUGAAAGCCUUCGAGCAACAACAGCUGGUGCAGAUUCGAAGGUUAGCGCUCUUUUACAGUUAUCAGAAAUGUGGCAUAAUCUGGUAGCGUGGCUGAAAGGUAAGAGAUGGGUGGAGUAGGC
Molecule: messenger RNA, 536 nt
Organism: Gongylonema pulchrum
Lineage: Eukaryota; Metazoa; Nematoda; Chromadorea; Rhabditida; Gongylonematidae
Source: the annotation of a GenBank genome assembly